CUGUCAAAAACAUUCAAAGAGAAAACGCAAAGAGAGAAACAAUGUUAGUCAACUACGCUGUGUGACACGUAACAACAAAAUAAUUUCUUUUUGUUUAUUAUUUGCACUGAAGAGUUCACAAAUUCGACACUAAAUAAUUUAUUAUUUUUGCCAAUUUUUAUUUGUAAAUACGUGUAAACAUGCAUCAAUUUGUGUGAAAUGUCAAAAAUACCAAUGUGUACGAAUGGCCUAAAUAUCAUUGAAAUAAUUGUACACAAAGAAGCAAGUGAAUUCGAUUUGCAAUGUAUUCCGAAUGGGCAUCUUUGAGUCCUGUGAUAGCUGCCAAUAGCAACAAUUCAUCGAAUACUGUUUUAAAUAAAUUCUCAUCUGUCGCUGGAAAAGAAGUAUCACAAGCGGUAGUCAAACAAUUGGCAGCAAAUUUGGGCAUUACUCAACCAGCGGAGCCCAGUAUUUUGAUAACCGAUGAAGAAGUGAAUUGGUGCAUGAGUGUUAUUUGUCAUGGUUUGUCAUUGCCGUUGAGUGAACAUGAAACAAUCAAAGAUUGCGUAAAUGUCUAUUGUGAAUGGUUAACAGCGUUGUAUCAAGUGCCGCGGAUCAGUGUGCCGAAACCAAUAUGUGAAGACCCAAAUUUAUAUGCGCGUAAAAUAAUAAAUCAUUUUCACAAAUUGUUUGUACCACGUCAAGGCGAAGUUUGGCCAUUUUUGUACCAGGAUAAUUUGGGUGCUGAUUUAAUAAAUCGACAGGCAGUGCUAUGUCAUCGUGUGCUCCGUACAUUGCAACAAGUAUCACAAUCAUCACAAAAAUUAACACCCGAAACAUGGGAGUCGUUGUUAUUGUUUCUGCUAGCUAUAAACGAAGUACUCCUAGCACCUCCGGGCAUGAAAGAUGAUGUUAGUGACCAGCUUUGUGAACGUGUGCUCAGUGUUUUGUUUGAAGUUUGGCUGAUUGCGUGCGUUCGAAAUUUUCCGUCGCCUUCAUUGUGGAAAACAUUACAAGAAUCAUGCCUGCUACUAAGACAUCGAAUCGCUUUAAUUGAACAAUGGAAUCGAGUUAAUCUUGCAUUAACGGCACGUUUGCUAGAGUUUUUAUAUGGUCCUUCAUUUCCAGAACUAAAAAUCUUGGAAGAAGACGCGCAAUUGAUACCAUCUGGAAUGACAAACGAUUGUGUGGCACAAACAUGGUAUCGAUUUCUGCGAACAAUUGGAUCACCGAUUGCAUUGUGUUCACCGCAAGUCGUUAGUAAAACACCACAAUUCAUGCAAUGGGUCGUCUCACGAGCAGAUGGCGUUGAAGCAUUCCAUCAUCCAUGUCUUUUGCAAUUGCCAUUCAUCUUUCUAAAAGCAAUCAAAGGAAUUGCGAGUCAAGUAGAUGCUUUUCUAGGUAUAUAUCAAGCUCAUCAGCCGAUUGAGGUUUCGGGUGAUCCAACGACGAAUUCAACAACAUCGGCACAACAACAACAAAAAUCGGAAGAAUUGUCACGUUUAUCUGGUAGUGAAAUUAAAAAUAGUGGAUUUAUAAGUAGCAGUAGCUUAGCGAUUGCUUCAAUUGGUGGUGGUGGUAGCUCAGCAACGCCUAGCGUUGGUACAAAUGUUUCCGGUAGCGGUAACGAUUCUCCGACACCAACACAACAUCGUCGUCUUGCAAAGAGUUUUUCCGUUGCUCCAUCAUUGUCACAAACAACAAAGGGACUCAGUAAAGGAUCGCUCAUUGGAUUAACAAGCAGCCGAUCUUCGGUGCAUCCACCAUUAACACCAAAUUCGGGGCCCCCAUCUUCAUCGAGCUUAUUAUCUCUACCAUCAUUGGGAUUUAUUGAGUCGCGUCCCCCAUUGGCAUCCGCCAGACCGAAAUGUAACAGCAUAUUACAUUUGUUUGGCGAAUGGCUCUUUGAAGCAGCGCACAUUGGCGGUGAUGCUUGGAUACAGAAUACGAAAAAACUGGCAUCGGAAGCAAGCCGCAGACCAUCUUCAAUGAUAGUUGACAGUCGAAAAGGGAGUUUAUCAUUGUCACAACCAUCGUCAUUGUCUGAAUCUGCUGAUUUGCCAACCGGUUUGAAAAUCGAUAAAUUUGAAUCGGGGCGGGCCGAAGCAAUUGGCGCAUUAUGUCGAAUAUUUUGUGCAAAGAAAACUGGCGAAGAAAUUUUACCCGUGUAUUUGGCACGAUUCUAUGUGGCGAUUCAACAAGGCUUAAAAACUCCAGAGAGUCGAGAAUGUGAAGAAACCUUGGCCAGUAUUUUAUACAAUUCGUCCGACUUAUUUCGUUUGGAUUUGGAUGGUAUACAUGUACUAUUGCCAUCAUUCAUUUCUGCUUUGGAAUUGGUACUGCCCGAAAAGGAAUUGAAAAUGAAAUCAAAUAUUGUUAUUAAUAAAAGCGAAUUGCGACGGGCAUCGAUUCAGAUAUUAUUGACAAUACUUGCGUUGCCGUUACAUUUUCAAACACUACCAAUUCGUGAUUUGACCAAUGCACCGGAUAAAGUGAUCACAUUCAUACAAUUAAAACCGCGACUUAUUAACAUACUGAUGAAUGCAAUACAAGUGGAAACCGAUCCACAGAAUACACAUAUGUUACUCGGCGGUUUGAUGCUAUGUGUUCAAGAUUCAGCGUUAUUUGAAGAAUGUGCCGAAAUCAAUGUGGAUGCAAGACAAACAUCGCCAGCACCCAGCGAUACGAAUCUACUUAGUUCGGCAUAUUCCGAUAAAAGUGCAUGUUCAAUAGCUAGCGGCGGUUCAAGUUCGAUUGGCGGCAAUAGUACAGCGACGCUGGGCAAUGAUUAUCCCAGUUUAAGUGCAUCCGACGAUAUUCCAGACGACAUUGAAUUUUUUACGAAUUAUGAUAAUGCCCAUGCAUUGUUUGUUCGAGCCACAUAUUUGGUGUGUCAUCGAUUGAUAUCUUCGUGGAAAACUGAUUUGAAUGUUUCUCUCGCAGCACUAGAACUGCUAUCUGGUCUCGCUCGAAUGAAUAUCAAAGAUUCUGAUCCACUUGAAUGUAAGCGGGCCGUAAAAUGGAUUUGUGAUUACAUUUGUUAUCAAUGUUCUCGGCCACCUCCAGCUCACAGCAAAGAUUUGCACAGCACCAUUGUGGCAGCAUUCCAAUGUACGUCAGCAUGGUUAAUUCAGCAUCCAUAUUUGUUGCAAGACAAAGAAUGCCUGACAACAGUUUUAGAAGUGGUAGAAUUGGGAAUUUCGGGUUCAAAGAGCGUUGGAAAACCAGGCGAACCAAUUAAAUUGAAGGAAGACAAAGAACUGAAGCCGGUUUCAAUGAGAGUGCGUGAAGCAGCUGAAACAAUGUUAACACUUGUACUCGAGCAAGUUGGUUUCUUUCCUAAUGAAUGUGGUCCACAAUCGAUUUCAUCUUUGUUGGACGAGAUCACACUUUACAAACACUGUAUUUCACAUCCGAAUGAAAAGAGUGAAACAUCAAUAUCAGCCGAACAAGCUGUGCAAAAGUUUCGAUAUUUUGUCACCGAAAACUCGACCAUUCUAGCAUUAUUGGAAGAACCAUUGGGAAACGAUCAAGAUCCACAGCCGACAAUUACAUUACUACUUCGAGGACCCUUCGGUCGAAAUGCAUGGACCUUACAAUUAAGACAUUUGCCGCGUUCCAAAUCUGGUACGAAAUAUCAUGCACCAAAUCCAGGUCGACCGGUUCCAAUGAAUGAUGUGGUAAUGCGACAAGAAAUCGAGCAAAAAUUCUAUCCGGAUGGUGUUGAGAGAAUUGUAUCAUGUGUGGCUGACUAUUCAAUUCCGACGAUUGACUCAGUAAUUCAGAAAAUUGGUAGCAAAGCCAGUACGCAAUUGGUUCAAUUGUUGGAAAAUCAAACGGUUGCGGAGAAAUUGGCAUGGGCUGAAACCGAUAAUUCAGACGAUGGCUUAAAUGGUGAAUCCGAAAUUGAUGCACCACCAGUAGUGAACGAAUUCCAAGCGGCACGAUUAUUUUUGUCACACUUUGGUUUCUUGUCGAUUGAUGAAGAUAAAUCAACCGAUGAAAAUGAUUCGAUGGUCGAUUUUCCAGUUUUAACUGCACUCGAUACUAAACAACCGGGAUUUUUAACCGAUUUACAGGCAUUAGAUAAGCUUAGUCCACGCACAAAUGACACACUUCAUAUAUUUUAUGUAAAAGUCGGUCAAAGUUCAGCAACUGAAAUCAUUGAAAACGUUUCCGAAACAAAUGUUGCUUCGCUCGACAAACAUUUUUGGAAUGUUCUUUUGAAUUUGGGAUGGCCAGUUGAGAUCGAAGAGCAUGCCGGAUGGACUGGUUUCGUCAACACAAGCUGGAAAAUUCAAACGAGCACAGUGGUCACAUCGAAAAAAGAUUUCAAUGUUAAUACGCCCGAAAAUAUGAAAUUCAAUGGUGAAAAGCGUAUAUUGUAUUGGGCUGAUGUUAGUGGUGAAAUCGCAUUUGUAUUGCCAACAAAAUGGAAUAAAACGGACGAUGCAGCCGACGGUAGCUGUUUAUCUUUGGCUUCUUCAUCGUCAAAUGACAGUGAAAAAACACAUCCCAAUCUAGGCGAUCGAAGCUUUAGUGUUCAACAAGGGAAUACAGCGAAAGUGUCAAUUGGUCAAAAGCCACGAACACUUUCACUUGAACUGGAUAGACCAAAAUCACAUGGCAGUCCUGGUAAUGAUCCAGUUGCACCGGCUAGACGUCGAACAUGUGCAAUUAAACCAGCCCUAUCUAGCCAGAGCGGUGUGAAAAUUUUUAUGGUUUGGCUUGAGAGUUUCGAAGAUUAUCUCAAUUUCCCAACCGACGAAUUACUGAAUUAUGCUAGAACUGGCGAAGAAUAUCAAUCUGGACAAAUACCAAGGGCCAGUGAUUGUCACAUUAUAUUUUUGCAAUCUUUGAAUUCUGGCCUGCUACGUGUAAAACUACAAGGACCAAGUGGUAGAAUGAACUUUGCAUCGCCACUGGUUGACGGAAUGGUUGUUAACAAACGCACCGUUGGCACACUUAUUCGACAAACUGUUUACAACAUGGCCAAACGCAGACGCCUUGAUAAUGACUUGUAUCAGCCGCCUCAUGUACGAAGACGUUUGAAGGCAUUAGACAUUGUGCACAAAUAUAAAUUAGAUAUGUCAGAGCCCGAAUUAUUAGCACACCUCUUUAAGAGCUCAUCAAGCACCUAAGCAAUAUGUGCAAUUCGUGCAUCAAAAUUAUCACACUAUUGAAUACUUAGGACAAUUAAUUUUGAAAAAAAAGGUCAAUUUUUACUUUCGAAAAGUAUUAACAAGACUUACUUCAAUUUAUCACUAAACUUUAACAAGAUACUUAUAUGAAUUUUUUUCAUAAAAUAAAACUAAUUUAUUCAAGAGAAAA
Messenger RNA from Contarinia nasturtii (swede midge), 5310 nucleotides. RefSeq names its product ral GTPase-activating protein subunit beta. The coding region runs from base 282 to 5120 and encodes 1612 amino acids. Gene Ontology annotation, molecular function: GTPase activator activity. Gene Ontology annotation, biological process: activation of GTPase activity; regulation of small GTPase mediated signal transduction. The record is from RefSeq and is a predicted model, not a curated record. Lineage: Eukaryota; Metazoa; Arthropoda; Insecta; Diptera; Cecidomyiidae. The transcript has 15 exons.